This is a messenger RNA of Maylandia zebra (zebra mbuna), 2573 nucleotides long. It is a transcript of the gene ythdf2, whose product is annotated as YTH N6-methyladenosine RNA binding protein F2. The record is from RefSeq and is a predicted model, not a curated record. NCBI's taxonomy places the organism in Eukaryota, Metazoa, Chordata, Actinopteri, Cichliformes, Cichlidae. Gene Ontology annotation, cellular component: cytoplasm. Gene Ontology annotation, molecular function: N6-methyladenosine-containing RNA reader activity; mRNA binding. Gene Ontology annotation, biological process: mRNA destabilization.
GCCGCCCAGCCAUGUUGAGGAGUCUGUCAAGCAAACUGCAGCCCGCCAUUGUGUAGAACCAGGCUCUGUAGAGAGAUAAGGGUGCUUGGCUGAAACGCUUCAAUAGCUUGAUAAUUAUUUUACCCUGCCGCUUUUAUUUAGGAGUAAAUACAGUUACACAGGCUCCGGGGGGGGAAAGACAUGUCAGCCAGCAGUCUUCUUGAACAGAGACCGAAAGGCCAAGCUAAUAAAGUGCAAAACGGAGCUGUGACCCAAAAGGAUACUUUGAAUGACGAUGAAUUUGAGCCUUACCUGAAUACUCAGGCCAGACAGAGCAAUGCCUAUACGGCCAUGUCGGACUCGUACAUGCCCAGCUACUACAGCCCCUCCAUAGGAUUUUCCUACUCCCUGAAUGAGGCAGCAUGGUCCACAGGUGGGGAUCCUCCUAUGCCUUACCUGGCCUCCUAUGGACAGCUGAGCAAUGGGGAACCCCACUACCUCCCGGACGCUAUGUUUGGCCAACCAGGCCCCCUGGGGAGCAACCCAUUUCUAGGUCAGCAUGGCUUCAACUUUUUCCCCAGUGGCAUCGACUUCUCAGCAUGGGGUAACAACAGCUCUCAGGGACAGUCGGGGACACCGCAGAGCUCUGGCUACAGCAGCAGCUACGCCUAUGCUCCCAGCUCACUUGGAGGUGCCAUGAUUGAUGGACAGUCCCCAUUUGCACCUGCUGCCAACGAGCCCCUUAACAAGGCACCUGGUAUGAACAGCCUGGACCAGGGCAUGGCGGGACUUAAGAUAGGUGGUGCUGCUCCUGGUGGUACCGGGGACUUGGCGCCUAAAGUAGUUGGCUCUGGAUUACCCGGUGGGGGUCCACUAGGCCCUGUAUCAUCUGUUGGACCUCCCAGCAUGCCUCCUGUCUCAAUUGCCCCUGCCAAGCCUGCCUCUUGGGCUGAUAUUGCCAGCAAACCAGCCAAACCCCAGCCCAAGCUUAAAACUAAGGGUGGCAUGGCUGGUGCUAAUUUGCCUCCUCCGCCCAUUAAACACAACAUGGACAUUGGCACUUGGGACAACAAGGGCACAAUGCCUAAAGCCACCACUCCUCAGCAGGUGCCCCCUAUUCCCAGCAACGGGCAGCCGCCCAAUCAGGCUUCCCCGCAGCCUGGAAGUACUGCUGUGGGGAAUCCACAAAUGCCCCUGAGCAAUGGACAACUGGUUCCACCUGUUUCCCAGAUGGGUCAGCAUCAGCUUCCACCCACUGGGCAGCCAGGUAUGGGUCAGAUGCCCCAGCCUCCUCUCUCCCAGGGUGGUCCUCCUCCACCAAGCCAACAGCAACAACAAUCUCAACCUACCCGCUGGGUCCCACCACGGAAUAGGGCCAAUGGAUUUGGGGAUACGAGUGGGAGUGGUACAGGCCAGUCACCUCCCUCUUCUUCAGGAGUGGGUGUGGUUCCAGGGGUCCCUUCGGAGCCUCACCCAGUUUUAGAGAAGUUGCGUAUGGUCAACAACUAUAACCCGAAGGACUUUGACUGGAAUCCCAAGCAGGGCAGGGUGUUUAUCAUCAAGAGCUACUCCGAGGAUGACAUCCACCGCUCCAUCAAGUAUAACAUCUGGUGCAGCACGGAGCAUGGCAACAAGAGGCUUGAUGCAGCUUACCGUUCACUGGGUGGUAAAGGACCACUUUAUCUUCUGUUCAGUGUCAAUGGGAGCGGUCACUUCUGUGGUGUAGCAGAAAUGCGCUCACCCGUGGACUACAACACGUCUGCUGGCGUGUGGUCGCAGGACAAGUGGAAGGGUCGUUUUGAUGUGCGCUGGAUCUUUGUUAAGGACGUUCCCAACAGUCAACUGAGGCACAUUCGACUGGAGAACAACGAAAAUAAGCCAGUGACCAACUCUCGGGACACACAGGAGGUGCCACUGGACAAGGCCAGGCAGGUGCUAAAGAUCAUCGCUGGAUAUAAACACACCACUUCCAUCUUCGAUGACUUUUCUCACUACGAGAAGCGUCAGGAAGAAGAAGAGUGUGUGAAAAAGGUGGAGGUCCAAGGCAGUGAGCCAUAUCCCAGCAACCCAAACAACAGAAGUCAUUACAGGCUUCAGGAGCGCCAAGGACGAGUCAAGUAACAGUUGGUGCUUUGGUCAAAGACUGCAAUGGCCCCCUUAAAGCCCUCUACCCCAUUACGUCAUUACAUCCAGAUCUCUUAAAGAAAUUCUAAUAGGGGUGAAGAAUUAACAAAGGACAGAAACUAAAUGAAGACUUUGAUUUCUUUUGACUUUAAAGACUUACUUUGAACUUGUAGUAAAAAGAAAAGGAAACAAUUAUUCAUAGGACUACAACUAAAUGCAUAGCAUCCUUAGGUGAUUUUUUUUUUUUUUGCCCUCCCCCAUUCCACUACAUAUGCUUUCUCCCCUUGUAUGCUGCUUUUUUUCCUUUUUGAAAUGAAUGGAUCAGCUUGUUGGUUUUUUUUUUCUUUUUUUUUUUUUUCUUUUUUUUUUUUAAAUGGUCCAAGAGCAGGUCUGUAAUUCUCACACAAACACACAAAUCAAAUAGAAAUUGUAGUGUUGACUAAUAAUAGUGUCCCAAAGUGGAAAAAUGG